AUGGAACGCGGUGUUUGCCUGAAAAGCCGAGAAUGCAUGGAGACUUGCGUUUUCAUAAAAGAGAGUUUUGGAGAGGAGGAAGAUUUGUCGAGAUGUCCAGAGUGUGGCGAGUGCGACCAGAGUUUCUUUCUACCAAACGAUAAGUGUUCUGAUGGGAUCGCUACGAACACUCCUCUAAAAACGAAUGGUGAUGUCAAACGAGCAGGAAUCGCCCAGUCCGCACAUCCUUACGGACACAAUCUUAACUGCACUCAUACAAUAGAAGUUCAUUGCGCGCCAAUGAAGUUAACAAUUGUCAAAUUCGAUAUCGAAGACGAAGAUCCAAAGGACAACUACAUCUCUGGAGACUCGAGACAUCACUGCGAAUGGGAUUCGAUUAGACUUAGCUGGAAGGAGAAAGACGGUCAAAACUCAACCUGUUCUCCUGUCUUCUGUGGCGUCGUCAGUCAGCUAGAAGAUUAUGUCUGGGGCCAGGGAACAACCGCUUCGCGAAUGUCAGAUUUUAAGGAUUACGGCGAAAACGAUCCACGUGACUUCGGGUGGAUGGAGCCGGUGUACUUGAAUACCACCAAGGUCGAAAUUGCGCUGCAUUCCGAUAGGUCAAGAUCGAUGUAUGGCUUCAAGAUUCAGUACGAAAGUGGAAAAGAGUGCCUCAAAAAUACCAGCGAUACUGAAUUUCCAUGUAACACUACUGGAAACCAUUCAAAUAUGAUUUGCGAUGAGUCUGGCGUUUGGAAAUGCGACGAAAGGGAUUAUUAUAGAUAUGGAGAUGAGUGCAAAGAGCGGAUGUGGGCAGAAUGGGAAUCUUGGGGUGACUGUUCGGUAGCUAACUCGGCAGCUGGAGUAAAAAUUCGCAAACGAUCCUGUGUCUAUGGAAGUCCUUCUAUUGACUCUAAAAAUUGCCGAAAAUGUAAUAGUUCGGAACCUUUUUCGAAGCUCGUGGGCAAAGAUCGACCAGACUGCGAAUUGGAUUUUCGCAGUUGCAAAGCCGAAGAAACUGGGGCAAAUCUCGAAGAUAAGUCGGAAAUUGGGGUAAUCAGCGCUCUCAAGGAUAACACUAUUUUCUCCAGCAAAAGGACAUUCUCUGAUUCUGAACAAGAAGGCUUGGGGAAAAUAACCAAAAUCACCAUCCACUACUGCGGUACCGACUUUGUCAUGCAAGUGACCAUCACACGAUCGGGGGCAAAUUCACCGAUAUCGAUACCUUCAGAUUCAACAAGAGCUCGCCUCGUUUGCAAAAACGUCUUUCUGCACAGAGCUUCAUAUUCUCGUCGGGAAAACCCAUUUUUCAAUGGCAACGAUGAAGAUAUUUUCUCGAGUAAGAACGUGACGCUCGGUCCGCAUGAUUAUAUUACUGGCCUAAGAACGAAGAGCUUGCUAAUCCAAGAUCGCUUCUCCAUUGCUGAAUCUAUAAACUUCGAAAUUUCGAGUCUUUCGGGUAAAACACGAGUGGAACCGACGGUAGAUGACGAAAAUACAAGCACCCCUCAUUUUAUAACACAACUUACUCGCAUUGGACGCGCUGAACCAAAAGUACGAAUUCUAUAUACUCAAAGCCCAGAUCCAGAACAAUGGCAACUUGGAUUUUUCUCAGCAGCUGCUUCAAGCAACAUGCUCUUGGGAUUAUACGUGAACUGGGUCAAAACAGCUGGGCACUGGACUGAGUGGGGACCUUGCCUCGACUCUCUUGAAAAUCAAGUCAUUUGCAACGGAACCGAUUCAUUCCGAAAACGGCAUAAGAUAGUAGACAACAGUAGAACUCUUACAACCUCCUGCUCAAGCUCAUGUGCCGCCAAUGAGGAAAAAUGCGAUAAACCUUGUAUGGAAUGCAAUCGAAAUAAUUGCCCAAAAGAAGGAACGCUCGCCCUCGCGACUCCUACCAAAAACCCUGCUAAUCCAAAUUUGGGAGUACUCGUUAUCUACAAAAAUGGAACUUUCGGGACAGUGUGUGACGACGAGUUUAAUGAAAGGCCAGCGAAGCUCGCAUGCGACAAACUGGGACUAGGACCGCUGAAAAACUGGUACACCUUUUCAAAGUCAUCUCUCAGGGAUGUCGGCUCAUUUCAUUACAACGGGAGCGAUCAUGCUCUCCACGACAUGGAGAUCCUAGUUGACAACAUAAAUUGCCCCGAGAACGCAACUGUUUGGGAGAACUGUAACUGGAUUGAGCAGCAUAAUUGUGGACACCAAGAAGAUGUCGUUAUUGAAUGCGAGCCAAGAGUUGAUGGAUGGCAACGAUGGUCUGAAUGUGAUAGCGACUGUAACGGCGGCACUAGAAAACGAGAGUUUAAAUGCUACGAGUGCACCGAUUCCUCUUGUUCUCGAGGUUGUCAAGCUCUGCUCGCAAAUUACCAAAAAACUAAUUCGACGAUUCAAAAAGAGCAAUGUAAUACAAAACCGUGUCCGGAAAUCGGUGCAAUUCAACUUGUGACUAUCAAACCGGAUGGAAAAGUAGAAACAGACCCGAAUCUCAACAAAGGCAUUGUCCGAGUUUUCUAUAAGCAUGAAAAUACAACCACUGGCGGCGAAUGGGGAACAGUCUGCGAUGACAAAUUUACGCCAAACGUCGGACGCGUCAUUUGUCGACAGCUCGGUUUCUCUGGUUGGAAAUCGAAUGUUAAUCCCGAACCAGGAUCAGGAAAACUGAGAGGGAAGAUCUGGAUGGAUGAUGUUAUUUGCAACGGAGAUGAAUCAAGACUGGACGAAUGUUAUAAAGGCCAAAGAGUCGGUGGAAGAGGAAACAACUGCGAUCACGAAGAGGACCUUUACAUAGAGUGCGGAGAGAAACAAGCUGCUGAUUGGAGUCCUAUCCAAUCGAUCACGAAAAACGGUUGGACCAUUGCAAAGGCUUCAAGAGUAAGAAAAACUCAUAGCGAAUACAGACUGUAUGACGGUAAUCGCGGCAACCACUUCAAUUGGACUAGCAGCGGCACUUGCUCAGGUGAAGAUGUUGUCCACAUCGUUUCGAAUGACACUAGUGGCAGCUCAGAUGCUCGCUCAUGUGAGGACCAGUGUGUUUGGGCAAACCUAAAUUUCAACAGCUCUUACACGCUCGAUCCAAAAAAGGGUUUCCGUCUAUGGUUUUCGGCUCCUCCUCGAGAUGAUGUCAGCGUGAACGUUUUUGUGAAAGACGAAUCUAGUGAAAAUUUCUUGAGCGAAUCGAAACUUUGUAAGAAUAUCAAACUCGCCGAUUUAGAAGGACAGAACUCUAGCUACUAUGAUGUUGCUUGCGACGGAAUAAGUGAAGAAGUUUACAGUGUAAACAUAACCUCAUCUCAUGAGCUCUGCCUUUACGAAAUUGAAGCAUUCGCAAAAGAAAACACUGUUGAUCCAAAAUGGUCACAAUGGUCUAGUUGGUCUGAAUGUAAACCGGAGUGCGAGAACGAAAUGGGGAAGAGAUAUCAAUAUCGAAAUUGUCUCAAUCGCUGGGCAUAUUCCGGCUCUUGUGGUUAUCAAGCAGAUCGAAAGACGGCAGCCUGCCAUCAUGUGGAUUGUGUCAACGAAUGGGAUGUGAAGCUCACUUGGAAUGGCAAGAAUCGCGCUGAACAUGGCCUCGUUCAAGUGAUGCACAACGGACAAUGGGGAACUAUUUGCAACGAUUCAGUGAACAAAACCCGAGUCUGCGAACUCGUGUGCAAUAAGCUCGGCUGGCAGGACUGCAUGGCUCCGGACAUGGGAUCGUCUUCUCAAGAGCAGCCGAACCUGGACACACCUCACAAAGGCAUCUGGCUAGAUGAUAUGGACUGCGACAAUAGAACUAGAAUCGAAGACUGCACGCAUUUGCCAUGGGGAUCACACAACUGCGGUAGAACAGAAAAUUUAGUCGUCAAAUGUGGAAACCGGAUUCCUGUGCCCGGAGAUGUCUUACUCGGGGAAAAACAAAUCAGAAAUGAUUACAAGAACAAGACUGCUUUUCUUCAAUGGAACACCACAACAAGUCUACCGAUUUGUGGAAUCGAUUACGCUCUUGAAUUAGUUAGAGGUGCUUGUCACACUGAAACAUUCUUUACUGGAAAUGUUCGACUCAUCGAUGCGCCAAAAAACAACACAGGUGGUGUUCUCAUCAGUAAUUGUCCAGAAGGAGGAAUCUUCGACUGCUAUCACUUUGCAAAGAAUGAAAAUUUUAAAGUCAUCAAUAAAUGCUCCAACUACUACGAAAUCACAUGCGGAAAGGUCGACAGAAAGACAAUUGCAACAAAAAGUCUAAUCGAGACUCCAGCUGGUCCAGAUCAACGAGCGCUGUAUGUUCUCAGCAAUACAGCAACUAAAGCAAGCUCGCAAUCGAGCUGCAAAACGUUGAAUAUGACAUUGGCAAUGCCAAAAACUGCUGCAGAAAACAUGAUUCUGAAAACUGUUCUGAUGGCAAGAGGACAUCAGGGAUACGAUUACUGGCUGGGUAUGACCUCGGGAUACAAUGACAAUGGAAAGUGGCGUUUUGAGCAAUGCAGCAGCACUAAUAUCCACGGCUUAUGCUCGACUGUUCCCGGAACUGACUUGACACUGAUUUAUAAAUGUUUCGAUUGCGAUGCAACAGAUCAAAAAUCGGCAAAAAUCUUCUACGACCAAAAGAUCGAAAGCUAUCGCCUGGCCGGAGUAUACUCGCCUCCAGUAGCCGGAAUAUCCGCAGUAACAAUUUUCAUCGCAUUGGUUUUGAUUUCAAGCGCCGUAUACUUUGCGUAUUCAAAAGGAUUAAUCGACAGUGCUCGUCUUCCCAAUGUCUCCUGCAUCAGUGCUGAGGAAGAUAACGAAGCACUCAUUGCUGAUGACAAUGAUGGUGACGACGGAACAUAUGCUAGCCCGAUUAUCAGUCUUCCAGAUCCAAAGAAAAAAGACAAAGAUGUAAAUAAAUCAACUUACACGGCAUUUGAUUCGAAAAUUGGUUACUCUCCUAUGGAAAACGAAGACGACAACGAGUAG
Molecule: messenger RNA, 4917 nt
Organism: Oikopleura dioica
Lineage: Eukaryota; Metazoa; Chordata; Appendicularia; Copelata; Oikopleuridae
Source: the annotation of a GenBank genome assembly